AUGUCUGCUACCAAGCCUAUAACAAAGAAGAUUAUAAACUCCCCGGAGACAUGCGUGGACGACAACCUGCGCGGCGUGGUGGCCACCUACCCGUCACUACAGCUCCAUCCUAGACACAGGGUCAUCACUGUCCGGCAAAAGACUGACACUGGGAGGGUAGCCGUUCUUGGAGGGGGUGGUUCAGGACAUGAGCCUUUCGCCGCUGGUUUCGUGGGUUCUGGUAUGCUGGACGGCGCAGUAGCUGGUGGUGUAUUCGCUUCUCCUCCGACUGGACACGUUCUCUACGCCAUUGCACAGCUGUACAAGUAUAAUACAGGUGGUGUCCUAGUCAUUAUCGGAAACUACACAGGAGACAGAUUAAAUUUCGGAAAAGCUAUAGAAAAGGCCAAGAUUUCAGGAAUAAAGGUGGAAGGUCUGAUUGUGGGUGAAGAUGUGGCUUCCAGCAAGAACAAGACUGGAGGACGCAGUAUGGUGGGAGAGGUGCUCUUCUAUAAGUUAGCUGGAGCGUUAUCACUGAGAGGUUACGAGCUGACUGCUAUCAGCGACGAGGCGGGGGAGUUCAGCAAAUACAUGGCUACCCUCGGCGUCUGCCUCAGUGCCUGCUCAUUACCUGGUCAGCCACCGCUGUUCGAAAUAGCCUCUGAUGAGAUGGAGCUCGGUGCAGGAGUACACGGAGAGGCCGGCAUUGAGAAGAUGAAGAUGGGCACUGCUAAGGAAGUAGUCGGCAUGAUACUUAACCAAAUUAUUUCACACCUUAAGCUGGUUGGUGGAAAUAGAGUUAUCGCGAUGGUUGACAACUUAGGAGGCACUUCCGUGUUUGAGAUGAACAUUAUUAGCGCUGAAAUUAAGGAGCAACUAGAAAAUAAGAACAUCAAAGUCGAACGCAUAUUCUCUGGACACUUCAAGACUUCUUUAGAGAUGCAAGGCUUCCAGAUUUGUCUCCUAAAUUUGAAUAAAGAGAAGGGGGAUCUAUGGCUGGAACUGUUGGACGCGCCCACUGCAGCUAGUGCGUGGAGUGGAGGACUACUGUCUGUAAGGAGUGAGGGGGAGGAGGGACAUGGAGAUGACGAUACAUUGCUACAGGCUGGUGGGAGGAAGAGUGCAUCAGGCCCAUCUCUUACACUCAAACAACAGGAACUGUUCCGUGGUAGCUUACUAGCGGCUGCAGAAGACCUCAUCAAGAAUGAGGCGUUACUAAAUAAGUUGGAUUCAGGAUGUGGCGAUGGUGACUGUGGGAUUACUCUCAAGAACUUUGGUUUGGCAAUACAAUCAUAUUUGAAGACAGCAUCAGUAGAGUACCCAUCGAACGUGCUAUGGGAUUUAUCAGAGAUCGCGGAGACUGACAUGGGAGGCACGUCUGGCGGGAUCUACAGCUUGGGACUGGCUGCUGCUUCUCAAGCUUUGGCUAGUGCUGAAUCAAUAGAUGUUAGCUCAUGGAUGAAAGCCUGGGAUAGUGGUAUGCAUGCUAUCUCUAAAUAUGGAGGAGCUGAACCUGGAGAUAGAACCAUGUUAGACACACUACACAGUGCAUCAAAGACGUUCAGACACAACCUGAAUACUGACCUGAGAGUGUUGUUCAAGAAGACCGUGGAUGCGUCAGAAGAAGGAGCUAAAGCCACAGCUAAAAUGGUUGCUAGAGCGGGCCGUGCGUCGUACGUGUCGCCGCAGUACGUGCAGGACGAGGACGCCGGCGCGCGCGCCGCCGCGCUCUGGCUCAAGGCCAUGCUCACGCACAUUGGGGAACAUGCGUGA
Molecule: messenger RNA, 1752 nt
Organism: Spodoptera littoralis (African cotton leafworm)
Lineage: Eukaryota; Metazoa; Arthropoda; Insecta; Lepidoptera; Noctuidae
Source: the annotation of a GenBank genome assembly